Aureobasidium pullulans EXF-150 is the source of this 2019-nucleotide messenger RNA. RefSeq lists its product as uncharacterized. The record is from RefSeq and is a predicted model, not a curated record. Bases 1 to 2019 code for a protein of 672 amino acids. NCBI's taxonomy places the organism in Eukaryota, Fungi, Ascomycota, Dothideomycetes, Dothideales, Saccotheciaceae. The transcript has 2 exons.
AUGCACGCCGAUGACGCCAAAAGCCUAAGGGAACAACUCGCCCUUGACCUCUAUCCACUUCCAGACAACACUACACCUGAACAGGUCUAUGAUUGCCGAAUCUGCCACGAAGAAUUCACAAGACUCUACUCAUUACUGCGUCAUCAAAGAUCGGAUCACGCUGCACUCGCCGCAGGGCUCGAGUUAGAAUUGAGCGAAGGUCUCUUCGACUCCCAAUUUCCCCGCCAGCCAAUUUCUCAACAGGCUAUCCCCCAAUUCGUCCAACCACAAUACAUUCCCAGAUUCUCUCAACCUCCCUACGGUCGUGCAGCUAGAUCAGUGGAUGUCGCCGAGGAUGUCGCCAUGACUCCUACUGUUGAUGUCAGCUUCGCCGAGCUACAACUUGUCACGCCUCAGCCCUCUCGUGUGUCGAAUCGCGAGCUUGCUAAUUCUCAUUUGAGAGACGAGGAUGCUGAUCGUCUGUUCCUCGACUCCAGGUAUGUUGCCCCACAAGCCCAUGCUAAGCUGACUGUUCCUUCGUCCGUUGCUCUUCCCAUUGCGAUUAAUAAUGAUGAUGCCGAGGAUCUCGCCCUGACUCCCGACAUGGACGUUAGCUUCGAGGACCUGCGAGCUGUCACACCUCAGCGCACCGGUCCCUCCACGAACAAGCCUGCUCCAUUGAAGCUUGUCACCAAAUCCAUCGAGGUCGCGGAAAGCCCUGAUAUGAACAUGACAAGUAGAUUACCUCGCGUUAUCGUUCGCUUCUCAGCCCCUUCGCCUGUUGAUCAUCGUGCGACACCUAUUCGCAAGAAUGGCAAAGCUCCUGCUGCCAAGAGCACCCCUUCAAAUCGACAAGCUCCCUACCAGUCAUACUCGGACAAGUGUGCUUCCAACAUUGCCGACGCUAACAAGCAAACAGCCGCUGAGAAAGAACAGCGAUCCCUAAGAGAUGUCACAAGUGCAGCAACAUCUUCUCCCCAACCCCCUACCACCUCCACCACCUCCACCACCUCCACCACAAAGACCCAAAAACCCACACCCACCUCAUCAACAAAGCCCAAACUCUUCAAAUGCGACGCCCUCCACUGCGACCGCGCAUUCGUCAACAUCAACCAACUCUGCAACCACAUUCAACGUUUACACCCCCAGGAUAGUGAUGAACUCGUCCUUCUGGCACCAACCUCGAGAGAACUUUCUAGUCUCCAUCCACAACACCACAACCAACAACAAGCCAAACGCACAAUCAACACAGCCAAGAAAAUGUCUUCUACUCGUCAACAAAGGCAAAGAUCCGCUAGUCCUGCCCCUCCUGGUGAGUCGGACAGUAAUAUCAAUGUCACGCAGCGUGGUGAAUUCACCUACCUCGAGAUCAAGAAGAUGUAUUCAUGCCCUGCAAAGUGUGGUACAGAAUCAAACGACAAGAGUCACAUGCUCAGACACAUCUGGGUAGAUCAUCGCGAAGAAGAUGGUCUAAACUUGAUGAAACAGUUCCAAAUCGACUCCGGUGGUAAGUCCGUCAUCCCUUACAAGUGCUACGGUUGCGACAAGCAGCCAGUCUUUCGCCCUUCCGCGCUUUUCUCCCACUUCCUCGAACACAUCAAUGAAGCAGAAGAAUAUACCGAAAGGCUUGCAAAUGAGGUUCUCGAAGAGAUCAACGCUAAAGAUUUGACCCAGAAGCAAAAGACUACUCAAUCCAACCUUCUGCGUAAGCAGAGACUUGACUUCGCCGGACCCGAGAAAAUUGCUCAAGCAAAAUUGAAGCACGAGCAAGCCGCUCAGCACGAACAGUACAGGUUGGAGCAAUAUCAAGCUCUUUUUCCUGGCUCCACUGCUGGCUCAUCUACUGCACCUCCUACGGCAUCCGCACCCUCGUCCCCAUCCGCUCCAUCCACCCCCCUCGUCCCAGCUCAGCCACACCGCUCGCCAAGAACUACACGUUGUCGCGUUGCUGGGUGCAAAGAGUCUUUUCAAACUCACGAAGACCUCGAGGCCCACCUCAGUACUCAUCAUCACCCCGCUCCACCAUCUUCGCCAAAAUAG